AUGAAACAAAUACAUAUACGUAAAUACUCUAAAUCUACAGACGAGUUAUUCAAAGAAUUCUUCUGUGUUAGCGAUGUCUAUGCUAACAGACAUCUUUCGCUUUUUCCGACAUAUACAAUGUACGCAUCUGUAUCGCAAACAUGCGGCGCUGACGAUUUCCGAUGUAACAAUGGCCGAUGUAUUGAAGGCUCACGCCGAUGCGACCGUGUUGUGGACUGUCCUUCUCAGGAAGAUGAACAAAACUGCGAAUGCAGAUCGAACGAGUUCCGUUGUGUGUCCGAUGGAUUCUGCAUAGAAAGCAGAAAACGUUGCGACGGUGUCAACCACUGCAUCGACAACUCUGAUGAAAUAGACUGCGGUGAGCAUGUCUGUCAAAGCAGUGGGAGGUUUCGUUGCAAGGAUGGCACCUGUAUCUCUAUACUACUUAGAUGUGAUGGUUUUAGGGACUGCAAGAAAGAUGGCAGCGAUGAAGAUGAUUGUCCAUGCGGCCCGGAAUAUUGGCAAUGCGACUUUGGAAGUUGCAUUAAGCGUAGUAAGCGCUGUAACGGCCGUGUGGAUUGUCCCACUGACAGAUCCGAUGAAAGGAAUUGUUUUGCAAGUGGAUUCUUUAGAUGCAGAAACGGCAAGAUCUUAUCUCAUAGUCAAAGAUGCAAUCGCCAGUAUGAUUGCGACCCUGGAGACUAUUCCGAUGAACAAAAUUGUCCAUGUGGUGUCAACGACUUCAAAUGUGACAAUGGAUACUGCAUUCCCGCAUCCAAACACUGUGACAGAACGCAUGACUGUCAAGAUGGUUCCGAUGAACGCGGUUGCACUUAUGGCACAAUAUGCAUGGCUUAUGAAUAUAAAUGCUCGAGUGGACAGUGCGUGGAAGCUGAUUCCUGGUGCAAUGGAACAAAGGAGUGCGAUGAUGGUUCGGAUGAAAGAAACUGCCCUUGUAAAAGGGACGAAAUCGAAUGUGGGGAUGGUACUUGUAUUAAUAUCGCUUUGAGAUGUAACGGUCGAAAAGAUUGCCAUCCACAUGGGGAAGAUGAGUUCAACUGCGGUUCUCCACGGUGCCCACCCGACAGCUUCGCUUGCGACCCUGACUCAAGCAUUCCAUGCGCAAGACGUUGUGAUGGUAGACAGGAAUGUGACCGGGGUGAAGAUGAGAAGGAUUGCGAUGAAUGCAGCCACGAGUGCGACGGCAGAUGCCUAGAAGACCAACGUGUUUGUGACGGCAUCGCCGAUUGCAGCGAUGCAUCAGACGAACUCUCGUGCGGAUCUUGCGAUGGCCCUAACGACUUCAGAUGUUCAAACGGCGAAUGUAUUAACAUCGCACACCGCUGCAACGGAUUGAGUGACUGCACCGACUCGAGUGAUGAGAUGCAUUGCAAUGAUACUAUGCCACCCAAAGCUGAGUGUAACGAUUACCAAUUCCAAUGUCGAGAUGGAAGCUGCAUUGACAUCCAGUUUUCUUGUGACGGAAACUUUGAUUGCCUUGAUAAUUCAGAUGAAGAUAAUUGCCCCUGGAUUGUGGAGCUGCCAACACCAUCUCCGCCACCGUGCCACGAAUCUGAAUUUACAUGUUAUGACGGCCGAUGCAUUCCACAUGUACGACGCUGUGACAAUAUUUACGAUUGCUCGGACUUCUCUGACGAGCAAAAAUGUUACCACUCUGGCUGCAAAGAGACCGAAUGGCAAUGCACAACAGGACAGUGUAUUCCGAGUCAAGCGUACUGCGAUGGGCGGCAAGAUUGCUCCGAUCUAUCCGACGAAAGAGACUGCAUGACUACUACCUGGUCCCCGCCUAUACAACCACUGUCCACUACCCGCAGCCCUAAUCCUCCCUACACUUAUGCCCCACCGACUCAAUAUCCGUCUACCUUUUAUCCUCGUGAUUACACCACCGUACAACCUGGCGGCUUUGCUGGCUCUUCUCCUAGGCCACCUUACCCUUACCCUCAAAGUGGAGCAGAAACAACAGGAGCAUAUGAUGGAUCCGGAGGAUCAAGAGGACAAGGAAGACCCGGAGGACAAGGAUCAGAUGGGUGCGACUUGAAUCAAUGGCGUUGCGAAAAUGGACCUUGCAUUGAUUCCAAACGAAGAUGCGACGGUCGCGUAGACUGUCCUUACGACCGCAGUGAUGAGCUUGACUGUCCGUCUGACAAUUACACUGCACUGAACCUGAAGACUUACCCAGAAGCACAAACAAUUAGAAAUGGCGGGGACGUUGUCUUCCAAUGUCGUGACGAGGGUCGAAUCCGCGCGCCUGUUCGUUGGGUCAAGGAAGGCGGUAGACCUCUUAAACCUGGUUCUAUAGACCGCAAUGGCCGUCUCGAAAUGAACCAAGUAUCUGUAUCCGACAGCGGCGUCUACAUUUGCCAAGCUCCCAGAUAUUUAGGCUAUCCCGGCUCCGAAGUGAGGGUCACGCUGGUAGUUGAAAAUAAGCCUCAAAUCUCGAACAUACCCUUCCACGCGUGCAAACCAUCUGAGGCAACUUGCGGCAACGGUCAAUGUAUACCUAAAUCGGCGGUUUGCGACGGCAAAGUCGACUGCAGUGACAGAUCCGAUGAAGACUCUUGCAACCAAAACGGACAAUGCGAACCAAACGAGUACCAAUGCUCGAAUGGUAAAUGUGUGCUCAAGACCUGGGUGUGCGACUCCGAAAACGAUUGCGGCGACAACUCGGACGAACGCGACUGCGGCCGCUCUGAGUAUGGACAACUCUGUUCACCUGUCGAGUUCUCCUGCGCUUCGGACAAGCAAUGUAUACCUAAAUCCUACCACUGCGACGGCCACUUCGAUUGCCAGGAUAGCUCCGACGAAAUCGGCUGUGCUCCCGUCCACGUAACUCGUCCGCCUGCACCAUCGAACGUGAGACUUAACCCCGGUGAAAGUCUAGUCUUGGUCUGCGAAGCUGUUGGAGUGCCGAUGCCUCUGAUAUCUUGGCGUCUCAACUGGGGUCAUGUACCACCCAAGUGUACUUCGACUAGCAUCAAUGGGGUCGGAACGCUUACGUGCAACGAUAUGCAACCGGAAGACAGCGGUGCCUACUCCUGUGAGGCUAUCAACAGAAGCGGUACCACCUUCGCCGCACCGGACUCGAUCGUCUAUGUCAACAAGACAGAUGUCUGCCCAACCGGAUACUUUAAUAGCGAGGCCCGUUCGCAAAACGAAUGCAUCCGCUGCUUCUGCUUCGGGGAAUCGAACGUGUGCCGCAGCGCCGAUCUGUUCACGUACAACAUGCCGACACCACUUGGAGAAGGCGGCACCAGGCUGCUCGGUGUCAAACAGACCUACAGCGGCGAAAUACAGAUUGACAAUCAGGCCAUCACCGACCAGUAUUACUACCAAGCUAUGAGGAACGGAGCCACGGUCACCAAACUAGAUUUGGGUUCAUCCUGGCCAAGAAACAGCGACGCACAGCCAUUCCUGACUCUCCCAGAGACUUACAAUGGCAACCAGCUCACUUCCUACGGCGGUCACAUCAGAUACAACCUCUCCCCGCACUCUACAAGAUUUAGUUCUGAUGACACACCUGAUAUUGUAAUAAAGGGCAAGUACCAGAGCCUUAAUUACAAAUACCGCGGGGAAAUCUCACGAGACGCUUACAUUGAAGCCCGUCUUACACCUGGCAACUGGCUGAAGCCUACUUCCAGAGGACCCGAGCCUGCUUCCAGGGAGGACAUUAUGAUGGCUUUGGACAACAUUGAAAUGAUUCUCAUACGCGCGGGCAUAAACAACGCUGGUGUUAACAUUACGGACUUUGCGAUGGAAUCUGCUCAGCACAUCAACGUUGGUCUUGGAGCCGCCAGUCUUGUAGAAGAAUGUACUUGUCCACCUGGAUACGAAGGGUUGUCUUGCCAGAAAUGUGCAGCAGAUCACGUACGUGUGAAGAACGGACCAUGGCUGGGCGACUGUGUGCCCAAGAAGACAUGUCCAGAAGGAACUUAUGGAGACCCUAACAGCGGCUACGAUUGCAAACCAUGCCCAUGUCCGCUUACCAACCGCGGUAAUCAGUUCGCGAGAACUUGUUCCGUUGGAGCUAAUGGCGAAGUCAUCUGUGAUUGUUUCCCUGGAUAUGAAGGACCCGACUGCCGCUAUUGCUCUGAGAACUAUGUUGGUAAUCCAUUAGUCCCAGGAGACUCUUGCAAACCCAAACCCUCAGACAACUGCAAUGCUCUUGGAACAAGUAGUGUCCGCCUUCCAGAUGAAUGUGUAUGCAAGGAUAACGUCCAGGGCCGAUACUGUGAUGAGUGCAAGAAUGGAUCCUUCUAUCUUUCUGAGGACUUCAGGCAUGGCUGUGCCCUAUGCUUCUGUUCUGGAGUCUCACAGCAAUGCAGCAGCAGUACAAAUCUCCGCAGAAAGACCACGACAGUCAGUUUCAAUGUCCCCAACAUAGUCAACCAAGUCAAAGUGUACUCCAGUGCACCGUCUAAUGAAGGUGGUGCUAUAAAAUACAUGGCGCCCACCGAAACAAACCUACAGCCACAGUUGGUCAGGGGUGAAGUCCGACUCUCUAGUUUCGAUAGAUCUCGACCAUCAAUUUACUACUGGAGUUUGCCUCCUAGUUUUGCUGGUGAUAAAGUGACAGCGUAUGGCGGUUAUUUGAGCUACAACCUAAACAAUGUACAACCUUAUGGUCCUAGGAACAAUGCAGCUGAUGUCCAACUUAUAAGUGAUGUUACAUUCCACUAUUUUGGUAACUUUGAACCUAGCAACGACGGAUCAUUGACCGCCAGAGUACAACUGUUAGAAAAGGGAUGGCAGAGACCCGACGGUAAAGAAGUAUCCCGUGAGCACUUCCUCCUGGCUUUAGCUCAUUUGAAGACGAUCUUAGUAAAGGCAUCAUACACUUCCAACGACUUGGCUUCGAUUGCUACUGCCAGCAUUGAGACCGCGGAACCCAAUGGAAAUGGUCCUAUGGCUCUUCACGUGGAACAGUGCGCUUGCCCCACCGGCUACAUUGGAACCUCCUGCGAGAACUGUGCUGCUGGCUACACAAGGAGUAUGAGAGGCCUCUACUUGAAGCAUUGCGACAUUUGCGAAUGUAACGGACACUCCAACAUGUGCCACCCUGAGACCGGAGAGUGCUUCGACUGUGCCGACAACACCGAUGGAGUCAACUGCGAAUAUUGCAAAGAUGGAUACGUCAAGGACGCAUACGGAAAUUGUGUAUACGAAGCUACCACAUCUAUGUUCUGCGACUGUGAUCCUCGCGGAGAAGAAGCACCUUGCGAUAGUUCAGGCUACUGUAGGUGCAAACAGAACGUCGAAGGAACCUCCUGCGACAAAUGCCGUCCUGGUACCUUCGGACUGGACGCCAGCAAUGCCCUCGGUUGCCUCUCUUGCUAUUGCUCUGGAGCAACCACCGAUUGUCAUGAAGCAACGCACUAUUCGAGAAUACCGAUGGCGGCACCGAUCUUCGGCGAGAAUAACGGAGGCUACAGUCUUAUGGACUUGUAUGCGUCCGAGGUUAUCAACGACCAGUUCGUGCCCGUGCCGCACGAGAGCGAGCUAAUGUACGUGUUUUCGUCCAGGCCGGAUAAGGAACUCUACUGGUCUCUGCCCGGUUUUCCAGGUAACCGAGUUCUGUCAUAUGGAGGCACUUUGGCGCUGACACAGAAGUACGAAACAGGAGGCAUACCGGAUCAGGCCACUGCAAUGAUCAUUCUGGUCGGCGAUGGUAAAUCCGUCUACUGGAGAAGUCCCACACCAAUACCGUCUGGUGAAGCCAUGAGCUUCCAAGUGCCUCUUCGGGAAAGUGGUUGGUACCUUCUAAACACAGCGGUACCGGCCAGCCGCGAGGACUUCAUGUUCGUUCUGAAGGACCUCAAGAGGGUCUUAGUGAAGGCGACUCUGUCACCUAACAUCACAUCUUCGGCAAUUGCCGAUGUAUCUAUGGACACCGCUACCGAGAUGUACGACAAUGGAGCGCAAGCAGCUAAGGGAGUUGAGAUUUGCAUGUGUCCCGAGGGUUACAUGGGAACUAGUUGUGAGAACUGCAUAUCGGGAUACUACAAAGACGCGACAGGUUAUUGCAGACAAUGCAACUGUAAUGGUCACGAUUGUCAACUGGGCGUGUACGAUGAGGUUGUGUGCAACUGUCGCCCACCGUAUACCGGACCGAACUGCGCUACUGUUGGGUUGAUCAUGGAACUGCAUCCGAAAAUCCACGACAAUGGCGACUCUAAUUCAUUACUGCGCAAGGUCACAUUCACUUGCAAGUAUAGAGCGCCGGAGCCGCUUACUAUAAAGUUCUACUUCGAGGGUCGUGAAAUGGCGCACCCGAAGUAUUACAACGAGUCCAGGCUCUUUAAAGACGGAUGGCGCGGUGAACACAGCUGGCAAACGAUGUGGGAUACGAGGCACCAGGGGGAGAUUUACGAGUGUCGGACCAUUACGGAAAGGGGCUUUACCCUUGGGGUGUUGACUACGACCUUGCCGGAGAAAGCCGGAGAACCGUCCGUCAAUGAAACAACUCUGCCGCCGCCACCCCAUUCGACGGUCUCCGUAAGGAUUGCCAGCCCGACAAUAAAGAUCCAAGAAGUUGGCAGCACUGUCAACUUCACCUGUGAAGCACAAAGCCGGUACACCAAUAACGCACUGCCAGUCAACUGGACCAAGGUUGACGGGUACCUGCCUCUAGAACGGACAUACAUCAACUACAGAACUGGAGAGCUGCUCAUAACGAAUCUGCAGAUCUCCGACAGUGGACAGUAUAUCUGUCAGACAAGCGAUGGAAUUUCCACUGGACAGGCUAUUGCGACCCUCAAAGUGCCCGGCAACGAGAUGACGCUACCAACGGUGACAAUUAGACCGACAAUUAACGAAUACUACGAAGGCGAUAGAAUCGAACUGGAGUGCCAGGCGACUGGCAACCCGGCACCGAGAAUCACUUGGCAGAGAGCGUCCAACAGACCCUUACCGAGAGCCUCCCGCUAUGAUACAUAUUUCGUUAUUGACAGCGCAAUUGUGGAAGAUUCUGGAGAAUACAGAUGCAUUGCCUCCAACGCCGUUGGUUCUACCGACCGCUCAGCCAUCGUGAACAUACGUCCAAGACCUUCGAGGCCCCAACGGGAACGGCUCACGGUCUCAACUCCCUCUGUCAACGUGACGGAGGGACAAAGCACUCGUGUUGUAUGUACGGGAACCACUAACGUGCCAGCCGGUUCAAUUGAAUGGAUCAGACAAGAUGGCGCCCGUCUCCUAAACAAUGUGCGGUCGGACAAUGGCGUUUUGUACAUCGACUACGCAACCCAAAACAACCAGGGUAUCUACAUCUGUCAAACCCUGUCCACCGAUAUUGUGCCGAUACCAGUUGUGGUGACCAUCAUACCCAUCGGCACACCAUCACCAGCCGAAGCUUCCAAUAUUACGGUUUCUGUGAAUCAAGUUAAGAUCCCAACGGGCGGCAGUGGAUCUGUGGAUUGCAGUCCUCUUGGAAACCCGUUGCCUUUGAUUAGAUGGACGAAGUACCAAGGCGAGUUCGGACCUGGUGUUAGCCAACGCGACCACACCCUCCUUAUAUCCAACGCUCAAGAAAGCGACCAGGGCUAUUACCUGUGCGAAGGAUCCGUCGAUGGAACCCCUGUUGCCAACAUUUACGUUUACGUCGAAAUUGAAAAGCGUGAAAAGCCGCGCGUGGAGAUCUGGCCGCAGGGCGAACAAGCGGUCGCCUUGGGCGGGCGUUUCGACCUGAUGUGUCGCGUGAUGGCCGGUGCUCCUGAGCCGGUGGUAAUGUGGUCAAGAGGAGGGGCACGUGCACUCUCCCCCCACGCACAGAUAAAGCCGCAGCACGUGCUCAGUUUCGAGAAUAUCGAGGUGAACGACGAGGGAGAGUACAUUUGUACAGCGACCAAUGACGCGGGCAUGUCCAGUGCGAGCGCGGUGCUCAAAGUCCGAUCCCCACCGGAGAUCAUCAUCACCCCUAGCAACUUCGUGCAAGUGGUCCACGGUGAUCCUAUCAACGUGGAGUGCCGUGCCAACGGAUACCCACAGCCUAUGGUUUCCAUUAAAAAGAGUCGAGAACUUCGGGAAUUGAUGGCGCCAGCCCUAGGAAUCGCCGCGCUCCGAGUCAAUUCAGCGACAGACCGCGAUGACGGCGAAUACGUUUGCACAGCGACAUCUGCCGCCGGCACCAUAGACGAACAGUUUGCAGUACGUGUAGACAGAGGCGACGGCGGAUUUGGUGACAACGAGGGCAGCGGUGAAGGCGAAAUAGACAUAGACAAAGGGUACGAUUAUGACAACAGACCCACAAACAGUAUCGCGAUCGAAGGCAGGGAUGCCAGGAUUAGUUGUAAUGCAUCCUCCGAGUUCGAAGUGAGAUGGCGCAAGGCUAACAGGAGACCAAUGGGUUACAACGUAAACAACAGAGGCUCCGAGCUUAUUAUCAGAAAUGCAUCGAAAGCGGAUUCAGGCGUAUACGAGUGUCUUCUUGUGAACCGGUAUACCGGCGAAGUCCAGCACGCAACGGCAAUCAACCUAUCAGUAAUGGCGGCGCCCACUAUUACCCUGAGACCUCUCACUCAAACCGUACAACCUGGUCAGUCGCCAACCGUCGAGUGUGUGGUCAGCGGUGACGAUAUACUGGACAUCAUUUGGAAGCCUGUCAACAGGCAACCGUCGAGUCGCGUUGAGAUCCGAGGUUCGACUCUGAUCUUCCAUCAAAUCGAAGUAGAGGAUGCCGGCCAAUACGAGUGUUUCGCACGCAACACGUUCGCUAACGCGUCCGCAGUUGCCGAGGUCAUAGUCAGCGAAGAGAGUGACGGGGCCAUGUUGGAGUCGCACGAUAACGAGCAGACGGCCCACGUUGGUGCCGCCGUACACCUCAGCUGCAACGUCACCCAACCGAACCUACGCAUCCGAUGGACCAAAGACGGAAUGACGCUUCCAAGAUCCGCCAGACAGAAAAACGACGGAUCCCUCUUCAUCCGUCUCGCGCAGAAAUCGGACAGCGGACGCUAUAUUUGCAUCAUAAACGAUGAAUACGGCAGGCAGACGAGCAAUUACAUCAAUCUACACAUCGAGGGUAAUGAAUGCUUGAAAACUCAAUUUCGUUGUAACGACGACACCGGUUGCAUAGACGAAAAGCUGCUAUGCGACGGAUUCAGCGAUUGUCAGGAUUCUAGCGACGAGGAGAACUGCCUUGUGAAAGAUGAUCGUUUCCCGGAAACUCUCACGGACACUUACCUUAACGCCGCUGGACCACGGGAAGAAGCACCAGCACUAGUCGCUAUUGAACAACCCAGAAGGCAAUACAGAGUUGGGGAGAAUGUGGAGGUUAUGUGUAAGAGCGUAUCUAGGGACACCAGGGUGACCUGGGAACGAUAUGGCACCAAUCAAUAUGUAGAAUCAAGGACGUAUGGUGACGGCGCAUUGCUGCUGUUGCAAGGUGUUGAGGAAUCCGACGCUGGAUUGUACAGGUGUACUGGACGCGACCCUUACGGAAGGACAUUCUACGACGACUUCAACCUAGUGGUUGUACCUGGCUCGAACAAUAUGGCAUACCCCAUUGACAACCGUCCCCAAGCUUACACUGCCCGCCUGCACGACUCCGUGAGUCUCCCUUGCAACCACAACCUGGAGCUGCCUGUUUCUAUCGAAUGGAGCAAGGAAUACUCUCAGCUGCCCCCCAAUGUUAGGCCCAACGACCCGGUACUAAAUCUGGACAGCGUAACUGAAUCGGACGCUGGAACAUACAUCUGCAGAAUAAGCAACAGCCGGGCCGCGAUAGAAACGCGCGCCAUCUUGCGGGUCACCGGCGUAGUUCCCAAGUUCAACGGCGAUGGUUGGAUCUCGUUGCCCACUCUCAAGGACGCCUACAUGCAGUUCGAUAUCGAGAUAUCGUUCAAACCUAACGACCCUAACGGCUUGAUUUUGUACAACGGUCAAAACGACGACCGCACAGGCGACUACUUGGCACUUCAACUCAUAGACGGCGUUCCAACAUUCUCAUUUGAUACAGGAAGUGGCCCACUUUCAGUAUCGGGCGACCGUCCCUUGCAACUCAACGCUUGGCAUACUAUCCGACUCAGCAGGACCAACUCUAAAGUAACAAUGGAUGUGGACAACAAGGGUCCGUUCAUGACCGAAUCGUCUAUGCAAUGGGACGUUCUCGAUCUGAAACAACCCUUGUACAUUGGAGGUGUUCCCGACUUGAACAGACUUCCCAGCUCGCUCGCCGGCGCUUCUGGCUUCAUCGGUUGCGUGAGCAUGCUGAUCCUCGGCAGAGAAGAAAAGAACAUAAUGGUCGACAGCCUCGACAGAUACGGCAUAAUGGAGUGUGACUCGUGCGUUCCCAACUUAUGUCUACACGACGGAGUUUGCCAGGAGGCUCGUAACGAGAGAGGCUAUCUGUGCCUUUGUGCCGCUGGUUACGCCGGUCUCAACUGCGACAGAACCGGAGAGGCUUGCCGUCCAGGAAUCUGCGGGCCCGGCAAAUGUACGGACACGGUUGACGGUUACAAGUGCGCUUGUCCGGUCACUUACACUGGCAGGAACUGCGAACAGAAACAAACCAUUGAGUACCCAGCGUUCACUGGCAGUGCCUACCUAGCAAUCAAGCUGCCUAGGACAUCUCGACGGUAUUUCCGCAUGUCUAUGAAGGUCAAAGCCACGUCUCCAGUCACUGACGGCAUCAUAAUGUACUGCAAGGCUCGAGGUGGAGGCUUCACGGCUCUGACCGUCCAUAACGGCAAACUGGAAUUCCGCUUUGAUCUUGGCGAUGGAAACCCAGUGGUGCUGACCAGCAACAAGACCCUGCCCGCUAACGAAUGGACGGACAUACAUAUCGCACGCGUGGGCGCCGAUGUCUCUAUGAAAAUAAACAUGGUCGACAGCUACGAGCAGAAACUCACGUCGUAUAAGACGGAGGUUAUCCUCGAUACACCGAUGUUCGUUGGAGGCGUGGAUGAAUCCGUGAUCCUCGACAACAGUACCGGAGUCACGGGUGGAUUUAGCGGAUGCAUCAAAGAAGUACGUCUCCACGGAGAUCAAGUUGACAUCGUGAACUCUUCUAUCCAAUCUGCAAACGUUCAAGAAUGCCCUAACUACGACCGCGGUGACAUCCCUGAGGUGGACAGCAUUUGCAGCCUCUGCCGCAACGGAGGCAGAUGUACCUCUUUUGACGCAACAGCUUGCACUUGUCCCGCUGGUUUCACGGGAACAUACUGCGAGACCCGCACUUCAUAUCGGCAGCCCACUAUUGACCCUUGUGCGGCCCAGCCUUGCCGCAAUGGUGGAACCUGCAAGACCGACAGAAGCUCCAGAAUGAACUACUCGUGUGAUUGCCCCUUAGGAUACGCUGGCGCUAAUUGUCAGAUGCCUCUGGAGUUGCUGCAGAGCGUCGGCUUCAACGGAAACGGAUAUCUGGAACUGCCUUCUAGUCUCUUGCGUUACGACCAGCUGGACGUAGACCCGGCGGUGAUAGCCCUCGCCAUGCACACCUUCAACGAUGGCGUGCUGCUCUACCAACACGAAAUUCAAGCGCCACCAUACUCCGGAGAUUACAUCAUGAUCAGAAUUGAGAACGGCAUUAUCGUGAUGGAUUGGGACCUUGGCAGUGGACUCUCUACUCUUCGCAUGGAGGGUGUUCACGUCAACGACGGAGAACGUCACGAGAUCAUCGCUAAACUGCUUAGCGACAAUCAAGUGUACCUGUCUGUGGACCAAGAAGCUAAGACCGCAACAUCAACUGGUUUCUCGAACGUCAUGAAUGCCGAUUCGAACAUUUACAUCGGUGGCAUACCAGAACGCAUCAACUACCAGAACUACCCGGGACUAACUGGCUGCAUUGAGCAAGUGGAAUUUAUGAGUGCCAACCGUGGACUCAACCUUGGCAACAUUGCCGUCGCUGGCAGAAACACUCAGCGCUGCAGGGAGUGA
Messenger RNA from Parnassius mnemosyne (clouded apollo), 11868 nucleotides. NCBI's taxonomy places the organism in Eukaryota, Metazoa, Arthropoda, Insecta, Lepidoptera, Papilionidae. The record is from the annotation of a GenBank genome assembly.